Amphimedon queenslandica is the source of this 1672-nucleotide messenger RNA. Its product is annotated as heat shock 70 kDa protein 12A-like. The record is from RefSeq and is a predicted model, not a curated record. The coding region runs from base 454 to 1566 and encodes 370 amino acids. The transcript has 3 exons. NCBI's taxonomy places the organism in Eukaryota, Metazoa, Porifera, Demospongiae, Haplosclerida, Niphatidae.
AGGAGGAAAGAUAAUCAAAAGUUUAUAUAUUUUGAACAAAAAAAGAAUUUGCUUGAGAGAGAUAAAUCAUUAGAUCGUACUACUGAAGUCUCUUCAUUCACUGGUGGUUCUUAUUAUCUCAUUGAAGUUAUAGCUUUUAUACUAACACACCUCAAGGAGAAGCUACUCACUGAUCAUCUGAAAGGGAACUACAAGUCAAGUGAUUUUGAUUGGGUCAUUACUGUUCCUGCUAUAUGGAAAGCAAGAGCAAGAAGAAUGAUGAGAGAAGCUGCUUAUAUGGCUGGUCUCACUUCUGAUGCUCCUGGUAUAACAAGGUUCACUCCAGUUGGUUCCCCUUUACCACGUCCAGAGGAGGUUAAUCCUGAGAAGCUAUCAUUAGCUCUAGAACCAGAAGUAGCUGCUAUAUAUGCACAGCAUCAGUGAGCAGUAUCAGGAACACCUCCACAGAGAUAUAUGGUAGUUGAUAUAGGAGGAGGUACAGUUGAUAUUACUGUACAUGAUAAGAGUAAUGGGGGAAUUAGUGUAGUACUACCACCAAUGGGUAACACCUGGGGAGGAAGAACCAUCAAUGAAGCAUUUUCAAUGUUACUACAAAAGGCAGUAGAUGAUAAAGGUUUUGAGUCUUUCAUAAAAUCAAAUGCUAGUAACAAAGCUGAAAUAAAUAGGCUGGUCUAUGAAGACUUUGAGGAACAGAAAAAAUUAUUUGGAAAUGUGACACCAGGCAUUGACGAAAUGGUACUUGAACUACCAAGACCUUUCAUAAGAAAUUAUGGAGGCAAUGUAAUCCGUGAUGGAAUGGAGCAGGAGAAGGUGCACUAUGAUCCUGGAGAAAGUGCAUUAGAAAUGAAAUAUGCCCAAUUAGAAGAGAAGAUAUUCAAACCUACAAUAGAUAAGAUCAUAGAGUGCGUUAGAGCAGUAUUUGGUGAGCUAACAGAUCAUAUUGAUACAGUUUAUCUAGUAGGAGGGUUUGGAGGGUGUAGGUUUGUCAGUCAAAAGAUAAAAGAAGCUAUUGCUCAGCACUGUGGUAAUAUAGUGUGUCCUAUACAAACAGAUCUUGCUGUUGUAAGAGGAGCAGUAAUGUGGAGGAAAGAUCCUAACAUAAUCCAAUCACGUGUUGCUGAUGCUACUUAUGGGAUUGGUGUUCUUAGUUUCUUUAGUUUAUCGAUGCAUGAUGAACACUACAAGUAUGUAGGUGAAGAUGGUCAGCAAUACUGCGACAAUGUCUUUAAGGUAUUUGUACUCAAAGGAGAAGUAAUAAAGGAUGAAGUUUAUAAGACCACAUUAAUACCUUCCCAUGACAGCUACACACAAGUAUGCAUUUCUAUAUACUGUACAACAGAUGAUGGAGUUCAGUAUGUUAUAGAUAAAGAAGGUAAACUAACAGUUCGUAAGAUUGGUGAACUGGUACUUGAUAUUCCUAAUCCUGAUAAUAUACUGAGAAAGGAAAGAGAUGUUAGCAUAUUCAUGGAUUUCAGUGGUACAGAGAUACAAGCAAGAGCUCAGUAUCGUAUCACUGGAGAAGAAGUGAAAACAGUUUGUGACUUUCUAUCAAAACAAGACUAUUAAUAAUAAUAAUGAAAUAAUAAUUAGAGGAUAUACGUGUAAUAUAAUAGUAACAAUUGCUGUAGUUUAGAAAAAUAUUAGUAGUGGUAUUAGUACAUUAAUGCCACAA